AUGGAGGAGAACCAACUUCAGGCGGCGCCCAAGAAGACGGAGAUCUUCUCCCUAAAUGGCAAAAGGCUUGGUGACUUUUCCAUCCGGGUUGGCAAUGAGGAAAUAGUGCCGACGGAUCGACUGAAAUACUUAGGUGUUAAGUUCGACAGAGGACAACGUUCCAGGAAACACAUAACUACGGUCACAGAUAAGGCGCUUCGAGUGUUGGCGGCGCUAUCGCGCAUUAUGCCAAACAUCGGCGGGGCGGGCCAUAAGACGAGCAUCCUGUACUACAGGUUGCUUGAAUCUAUAGAGAGAUUGGCGUUGUACGGGCUGGAGAAGCGUUGCAGGAGACUCCGACAGGGCACAUUUCGGGCGACCAGCCGUCACCUGGAGGAUGCCGACGUUGAAAGGAAAAAGGAGGACAUCAAGAGAGCCCUUUCAAGAAAAUGGCAAGAACGAUGGGACCGGGAAUGCGGGAACAAGGUCACUCAUGACUGGAUCUCGAACAUUGAGAAGUGGUUGACCAGACCCAACGGCCAAAUGAACUAUCAUUUGACCCAGGCGAUGACAGGCCAUGGUUGCUUUGGAGCAUAUUUGCACCGUAUUGGUCGGAUAUACAGCGCUGAAUGCUGGUACAGGUGUCAAGUGAUAGAUGAUGUGGAGCACACCUUCCACACGUGUGUGCGAUGGGAGGAUAAGCGAGCUGAACUUCGCAGGGCACUGGGAGUGCAGGAUUUGACGAUUCCACUCAUGGGGCGUCUCAGGAGACAAAACCUAGAGAGUUGGACUCUAAUUAAAGAGUUCCUCACAUACGCCCUGAAAGACAAAGAGGAGUACAAGCGUGCGAUGGACAGGGCGGCGCGUAUGAAUGCGCCCACCCCUCCUCCUUCGCCACUCCCAUAA
Messenger RNA from Hylaeus volcanicus, 885 nucleotides. RefSeq lists its product as uncharacterized. Bases 1 to 885 code for a protein of 294 amino acids. The transcript is spliced from 2 exons. Lineage: Eukaryota; Metazoa; Arthropoda; Insecta; Hymenoptera; Colletidae. The record is from RefSeq and is a predicted model, not a curated record.